AUGACCACCACCGACCUCCUGCAAGAACCAUGGACUCCCGUCCACCCCAUAACCAUCGCCAUCAUGACACUAGCCCUCACCAUCUACCUAUCACUAGUUCAACAUCUCCGCUACCAGCGCAAAGCAGCAAUAGAAGCCCCAUUCAUAACCAACAAAAGACCUCUAUCAAGCAUGACCAUCGAAGAAGCACAUACAAUCAUAACCCAAUUACAAGAGCUUGAAUUUCCAUAUGCAUUCGCCAAGGCUCGUCGGAUGGCUCUCUUGAAGGCCGGAGGCAUCCCCACCAUGUCGAAGCUAUUCGCCGUCACAGGCCAGAACAACAGACGAAACGCCGGUAAGCGAGCCGUUGACACGGAGAUUCUCCUCCGGGAGUCGCAGUCGCAGCGGAGAGAUUCAGAUCGCUAUGCGACUGCUGUGGCGAGGAUGAAUUAUCUCCACGCCCGCUACCGUCGCGCCAACAAAAUCACCGACGACGAUCUCCUCCACACGCUAGGCGAUGGACUUGCUGAAAUUCUGAACGUGAUUGAGCGAGAAGAAUGGCGUGGUCUCACAGACGUGGAGAUAUGUGCCCUUGGAAUAUUUCACAAGAAUCUGGGAGAGGAUAUGGGGAUUCCGUAUGAUGUGCUUCCAUCUAAGGCGGAGGGGUGGGAAGAUGGGGUGCACUUUGCAAUGGAGUUGACUCGCUGGACGGUUCAGUAUGAGGAGAGAGUUGCGAAGUUCACGGCAACGAAUGAUCAGUAUGUUCGUAUUUAUGUGGAUUCUGCACUUCCGGGGCUUCUUAGGCCGGUGGUGAGGCGGGUGUUGGGUGCUGGCUUGGAUGAGGUUAUGAGGUUAAGUCUGGGUCUCGAAUCCCCAGGAUACAUCUUAUCAUUCGUGAUCAACUUCGUGCAAGCCUCACGAAAACUAUUCCUUCAAUACCUGGCCCUUCCGCGCCCUUCUUUCCAUGCCGUCAAACUAGUGCACGAUCUGCCGAACCAGAAGACGAAUCUAUAUAACUUUGAAAGAAAGGUCUUGCAGCCAUGGUAUAUUCGUCCAACUGUGUGGUCGAAAUAUGGCCCUGGGGCAUUGCUGAUUAGAUUGUUCGGAGGCAAGGUGCCUGGCUCACGUGGAGAUCGGUAUCAGCCACAAGGAUACGAUUUGAUGACUAUUGGGCCGGAGCCACAGAAGGGAAGAGGGUCGGAGGAGAUGAGAGGUGAUAUUGAGGUGAUUAAGGCGAGGGGGGUGGCGACGUGUCCGUUUUCGAAGGCGAAAUGGGAUCAUCAUGGCGCAAAUUGA
Messenger RNA from Aspergillus welwitschiae, 1275 nucleotides. RefSeq lists its product as uncharacterized. Gene Ontology annotation, molecular function: oxidoreductase activity. The record is from RefSeq and is a predicted model, not a curated record. NCBI's taxonomy places the organism in Eukaryota, Fungi, Ascomycota, Eurotiomycetes, Eurotiales, Aspergillaceae. The transcript is spliced from 4 exons. The coding region runs from base 1 to 1275 and encodes 424 amino acids.